Messenger RNA from Gigantopelta aegis, 1538 nucleotides. Its product is annotated as IQ motif and ankyrin repeat domain-containing protein 1-like. The transcript has 6 exons. The record is from RefSeq and is a predicted model, not a curated record. NCBI's taxonomy places the organism in Eukaryota, Metazoa, Mollusca, Gastropoda, Neomphalida, Peltospiridae. The coding region runs from base 340 to 1002 and encodes 220 amino acids.
CAGCAUUUACGUCAUAAAAUUUAGAGGAGCACACACUUUUGCUUGAGAAAAAGAUUCAACGUUUGUAUUUGAAAAAUAUAUCGAUGUUUGUUAGGCCUACAUGCACGUCGCCACAAGAUGUGUGAAGCUUAGCGUAACCACUGAACAUUAUCGCCAGAUCAGAACGGAUUUCCACCUGAAUUUAUGACGUGAUUGGUAACCACGAACGGUGGUCAGCGAAGCGAACGAGCGGGUAUUUCUUUCAGUGACCGCACGGUGCAGUUUAGUUUCUCGCCCGCCACACAGACACCCGCCACACAGACACCCGCUGCACAGACACCCGCCACACAGACACCCGCCAUGCCUCCGAAGAAACCCGCGGCGAAGGCCGCCCCGAAACCAGCCGCUAAAGGGAAGACUACGACAGCCACGAAGAGCACGACGACAACCACGAAGAGCACGACGACAAAAGCAGACACCUCCAAAGCUAAGGAGGCCGCUGCAGUAGAUGAAAAAGAACCGGAAGUAACAGUCAUCAAAAUCAAACAGCUUGCUUCCGCCAUCAAAGAUCCUGAUGGAAAAAUGAAAGCAGCAAAGAAAUGGCCACUGUUGAUAGACAAGACUGAGAACGCAGGGACGUUCCUGCGAUACACGAAUUCCAACUACAUGCAAGCCAUAUCUCAGAAAGACAUGGCUCCCGAGACUUUACGCAAAGCUUUGAUUGGUGCUAUCAGGUACGGCAAGGCGUUGGUUGUAGACAUGAUGGAUUUCGACGGGUUUGAGAUUCUGCUAACGAGUUUGGAGGAGAUGGAGAAAGGACUGACAGACAAACUGAUGAACAGAAGCAUCAUGGACAACGAAUCAUACAUGAGUCUGGUGACUGACGACGACGGCGACGAGUACAAAGACUACAUGUUCUCCGACGACCUCAAGGACAGCUUCGUCUUCCUCAUCCUGACCAUCAAGGACCCGCCCAAUAUGCUAAUGAUGAGGAAGAUGUAUCCAAUGAGGAUCGAGAACUAAGGGUUUCACAUGGACAGCAGUAAUUAAUCAUAUAUUAUAAGACAUGUGAAUCCAACACCUUAUUUCAGAUGCAAUAAAACAGAUUGGUGAAUUGUACUGUAAAAAUACAUUUUACCAGACAUGUACGAAGGAAAAAGGAAAUAACUCAUAUUAAACAAUUGUUAGUAAAAACAAACAAAAAUUACGUUCACAGGACAAAGGUAAUAGUUACAUUAAGGUGUUAUUGUAUUUAUCUAAAAAAAAAACGAGAAACACUAUAAAAUCCGAUAAUUUGUAAUUUAAUUAUAUAUUUUUUCAAUACCUACACCAAUUUAACUGCGUUUUAAUCAAAUCAAGAUUAUAUACACCAAUUUAACAGAACAAUAGUAAUUUAAUUAGAACUUUUUAAUGUUUUCAGCUAUGAAAAUUGAUAUGUAUCAAUACGUAAUAGUGCAAGAGUUCAGACAAGGGACAUAACCGACAUUGCAUCCUUGUCAGUAAAUAUUAUAUUUGUGUAAUACGUGCUUUAUUGUCAUUAAAAUUGUCUUCGAAUUGUU